Messenger RNA from Nyctereutes procyonoides (raccoon dog), 2099 nucleotides. RefSeq names its product eukaryotic elongation factor, selenocysteine-tRNA specific (gene EEFSEC). Gene Ontology annotation, biological process: selenocysteine incorporation. The transcript has 7 exons. NCBI's taxonomy places the organism in Eukaryota, Metazoa, Chordata, Mammalia, Carnivora, Canidae. Gene Ontology annotation, molecular function: translation elongation factor activity; GTP binding; GTPase activity. Bases 20 to 1822 code for a protein of 600 amino acids. The record is from RefSeq and is a predicted model, not a curated record.
CGGCGGCGGCGGCGGCGGCAUGGCUGGCCGGCGGGUGAACGUGAACGUGGGCGUGCUGGGCCACAUCGACAGCGGCAAGACGGCUCUGGCGCGGGCGCUGAGCACCACGGCCUCCACCGCCGCCUUCGACAAGCAGCCGCAGAGCCGCGAGCGCGGCAUCACGCUCGACCUGGGCUUCUCGUGCUUCUCGGUGCCGCUGCCCGCGCGCCUGCGGCCGGCGCUGCCCGCGCCCCCGGCGGCGUCCGGGGCCGAGCCCGGGCCCGAGCCCGAGCCCGGCGAGCCGCAGCUGCAGGUCACGCUGGUCGACUGCCCCGGGCACGCCUCCCUCAUCCGGACCAUCAUUGGCGGGGCCCAGAUCAUUGAUCUGAUGAUGUUGGUCAUCGAUGUGACCAAAGGGAUGCAGACCCAGUCAGCCGAGUGCCUUGUAAUUGGGCAGAUCGCCUGCCAGAAGCUGGUCGUGGUGCUGAACAAAAUAGACCUCUUAGCUGAAGGAAAGAGACAGGCAGUGAUUGAUAAGAUGACCAAGAAAAUGCAGAAGACCCUGGAGAACACCAAGUUCCGAGGUGCACCAAUUAUACCUGUGGCGGCCAAGCCUGGGGGACCAGAGGCCCCUGAAACAGAAGCUCCACAGGGCAUCUCAGAGCUCAUUGAGCUCCUGACGUCCCAGAUAUCCAUCCCAACGAGAGACCCCUCAGGACCGCUCCUCAUGUCUGUGGACCACUGUUUCUCCAUCAAAGGCCAAGGCACUGUGAUGACAGGGACCAUCCUCUCAGGUUCCAUCAGCCUUGGUGACAGUGUGGAGAUUCCUGCCCUCAAGGUGGUGAAGAAGGUGAAGUCCAUGCAGAUGUUUCACAUGCCUGUCAUGUCAGCCAUGCAGGGAGACCGGCUGGGCAUCUGCGUCACUCAGUUUGACCCCAAGCUGCUGGAGCGUGGCCUGGUGUGUGCUCCAGAGUCCCUGCACACUGUCCACGCAGCCAUCAUCUCUGUGGAGAAGAUCCAAUAUUUCCGAGGGCCCCUGCAGACCAAAGCCAAGUUCCACAUCACAGUGGGCCAUGAGACAGUCAUGGGCCGGUUGAUGUUCUUCAGCCCUGCCCCUGAUAACUUUGACCACGAGCCCGUGCUGGACUCCUUCGACUUCUCUCAAGAAUACCUCUUCCAGGAGCAGUAUCUAGAUAAGGAUUUGGCACCAGCAGUGACAGACAGUGGUGAGGCAGACAAGAAGACGAGCCAGGCCACAGAAGGCCGCUGUCCUCGGCAGCAGUGGGCCCUCGUGGAGUUUGAGAAGCCUGUCACCUGCCCUCGGCUGUGCCUGGUGAUUGGCUCCAGGCUAGAUGCAGACAUUCAUGCUAACACGUGCCGGCUUGCCUUCCACGGCGUCCUGCUCCAUGGACUGGAGGGCAAGGACUAUGCCGAGAGCUUCUUGCCCAGGCUGAACGUGUAUAAGCUCAAGCACAAACAUGGCCUUGUAGAGCGGGUGAUGGAUGACCACAGCGUGAUCGGCCGUUCCCUGUUCAAAAAGGAGACCAACAUCCAGCUCUUCGUGGGCCUCAAGGUACACCUGUCUACUGGGGAGCUGGGGGUCAUUGACAGCGCCUUCGGCCAGAGUGGCAAGUUCAAGAUCCACAUCCCUGGUGGCCUCGGCCCCGAGUCCAAGAGGAUCCUGACGCCCACCCUCAAGAAGCGGGGCCGAGCUGGCCGAGGGGAAGCAGCCAAGCAGGAGGAGGUGGCCGAGCGGCCCGAGCCUGCACAACACGUGGCCCUCAGCCUGUCUUUCAAGCGUUAUGUCUUUGACACCCACAAGCGCAUGGUCCAGUCUCCCUGAGUGUCCCAGUGACCUCGCCCAGGACCCCUUGCCCAGGCCCCAGACAUGCCUCGACCUCUUGCAGUAUGUCCCUCCCCAUGACCCUGCAGACGCAGGCUCCCAGGCCUGGCGAGGAGCCCGGGGCUACAGUGGGAGCGGCACCAGUGCCGGCACCCUCCCACGGGCUGGUGGCCAGUGUUUCCAGCCACUGAGCUGGCAGCCCUAUGAGGGCCCAUCCACACCGUGCCCCAGGUGGCCUGGCACUUCCCAGCUGUAAAUAAAUGUCCCAUGGUGCCGG